Molecule: messenger RNA, 1451 nt
Organism: Hevea brasiliensis (rubber tree)
Lineage: Eukaryota; Viridiplantae; Streptophyta; Magnoliopsida; Malpighiales; Euphorbiaceae
Exons: 9
Coding region: 304-1080 (258 amino acids)
Source: RefSeq, a predicted model, not a curated record
CAAUAAUGGUAAUAAUGAAAAGAGCAACCAGUGCACGUUAGCAGACGCUAAUGAAAAUCGAAAGCAGAAAAAUGGCAUGGCCCUGUGGGUGGAGAAACAGAGGAGCGUUGGCGGAAAUUACAAAGACACUCUUCUCUCUCUCUUUCUCUAAUCCAAACGUGUCGCUAGUCGCUACACUAACCAAACUAAACUCUCCUUUAAUUCUCCCUUUUGCCCUCCUCAGCCCAUACUCUAUAAGUUCCUCUCCUCUCUCCUUCGUGCAAAAAUCCUCCGUUUCCCUCGAUUGUUGCCUCCUUCUCUCCUAUGGAGUUCUUUGUUGCUCUCCAAUCCUUUAACUGUAAAUUUUACGGCCCGUGCUUGACGGUUGGACGGAAGCUCAUUUCUUCUCCGGUGAAGCAAAAUGUGUCUCUCGUCUCGUGUGUGAAGGCGCCUGAAGCUGCGGCUACUGCUUCAGAGGCCAAAUCUGAUGGUUCGUUGGAGAAGAGUUCUCUGCGAGGUGCAACUUUUCCUAAUGGAUUUGAAGCAUUGGUACUAGAGGUCUGUGAUGAGACAGAGAUUGCUGAACUCAAACUAAAGGUUGGGGAUUUUGAAAUGCAUUUGCGCCGCAAUGUUGGGGCUACAAAAGCUCCCUUGUCCAACAUUUCACCUACAGAACCACCACCAAUCCCAACUAAACCAAUGGAUGUAUCAGCUUCUGUUGCCCCUACUCCAUCACCACCAAAAACCUCUACAGAAAAAGCGACUCCAUUUACUAAUGUCUCAUUUGGGAAGUCAUCCAAAUUAGCUGCCUUAGAGGCUUCUGGAGCCACUGGUUAUGUUCUGGUUGCUUCUCCAACGGUUGGCUCAUUCCGAAGGAACAGAACAGUGAAAGGAAAAAGGCAACCUCCCAUCUUUAAAGAGGGUGAUAUAAUUAAAGAAGGACAGGUGAUAGGGUAUUUGGAUCAAUUUGGUACUGAACUUCCUGUGAAGUCAGAUGUCGCUGGAGAAGUCUUAAAGCUCCUCUUUGAUGAUGGAGAUGCUGUUGGUUAUGGAGACCCUCUUAUUGCCGUCUUGCCAUCAUUUCAUGGCAUCAACCAGUGAACUUUCUGUCCUGUCUCCGGAUCAUGGAACUACUCAUGGAAAGUUCUGAAGUAAUGAAGAUUGUUUUCCCUCAUUACUUUGGUCUUUCCAUCCUCUACUCUCUGAUUUUGCAAUUAGAAGACAUACAUUUUAUGAUGAUCUGUACUUGGCUUUGUUGGUCAGUUUUAUCAAUCAUAUCUUGAAGAAUAAUUAAGUGAGAAGUGUAGUUUGAGAAGUUCGAUAUUUGUAUAAGAUAGUGUUUGUAUACUAGUGAAGCUAUAGAUACCAGUUCCUUGUCAUGGCAAAUUGUAUUUCUGAAAAACCAGUGUUCCAUGAAAAGAACAUUGAGGGCAUUCUGACAAUAAAAUUUACGCAUUGUUUCUGUUUUUUAA